Molecule: messenger RNA, 1164 nt
Organism: Perca fluviatilis (European perch)
Lineage: Eukaryota; Metazoa; Chordata; Actinopteri; Perciformes; Percidae
Product: bile salt-activated lipase-like
Exons: 4
Coding region: 1-1164 (387 amino acids)
Source: RefSeq, a predicted model, not a curated record
AUGCUGGAGGAUGUGGACGGGGGCGAGGAAGAGGAUGAGGGCUUCGAGGAAGACCAACCACCUGACCUCACGGUGUCAGGUCUCCUUGAUGAUCUUAGCGUCUCAACACAGCCUAUCUGCUCCUCCCUGACUGCCUCCUCCAUGCCUUCUGCCUCCUCCCUGGCUGCUCCCAUCCAGCCUGCUGCCUCCACCAUGGCUGCUCCCAUCCAGCCUGCUGCCUCCUCCCUGGCUGCUCCCAUCCAGCCUUCUGCCUCCUCCCUGGCUGCUCCCAUCCAGCCUGCUGCCUCCUCACUGGCUGCUCCCAUCCAGCCUGCUGCCUCCACCAUGGCUGCUCCCAUCCAGCCUGCUGCCUCCAACCUGGCUGCUCCCAUCCAGCCUGCUGCCUCCACCCUGGCUGCUCCCAUCCAGCCUGCUGCCUCCACCCUGGCUGCUCCCAUCCAGCCUGCUGCUUCCUCACUGGCUGCUCCCAUCCAGCCUGCUGCCUCCAACCUGGCUGCUCCCAUCCAGCCUGCUGCCUCCUCACUGGCUGCUCCCAUCCAGCCUGCUGCCUCCACCAUGGCUGCUCCCAUCCAGCCUGCUGCCUCCUCCCUGGCUGCUCCCAUCCAGCCUUCUGCCUCCUCACUGGCUGCUCCCAUCCAGCCUGCUGCCUCCUCCCUGCCUGCUGCCUCCACCCUGGCUGCGGAAGCAUCUUGGGCUGUGGAUGAGUCCGGUGUGCCAGGCAUGGACAGAGUGGACAGCUUGGCAGAAUAUCUAGUGGAGCUGCGCAACAAGCCCUCACUAGUCCUCACCAACCAGCAGGUGAGCGAUAUUGUCAUUCUGUGGCAGAACCUGCUAGACUUUGACAAGCAGCAGAUUGUCUUUUCUGCCAGACACCAGACCAGGCUGGUCACAGGGAGGUUCAGGACUCAAAAGAACAGGCAGGAGUUCACUCCAGGGGUGAGAGGAGUUCCCAAGAAGAGAUCCAGAUGGGACCUUAUCCUGGAGGACUAUAGGCGAAUCAGGCAGCGCAUUCUGGCCAAUGGGGACGUUAUGCAGCAGACCACCAUGCAGCUGGUGGACGUGAGCCAUACCACCCUGGUGAAGUGGCACAAUAAGAGGGUGAAGAGGCAGGACAUCGCAGUGGUGAAGCAGGGACUGGACCUGCCGCCUGUCUGUGGCGGCUGA